AUGUACAGUGUGGUCAUCUUUAAUCGCUUCGACUGUUGUCAAAGUCGACUCAACCCCUUCAACAUCCACAUCGGGGAUUCCAGCCAGAUCACCUUGAACCCCAAGUGUGGAGGGGACCAUUACAUCGACUUGAGCCAGCCGUCCAUUUCCGUCUCAUGUCAGGGGAUGUCGGGGCGGUACGUCGGCGUCGUUCUCCCCGGCUCCUCACGAACCAUGACCCUGUGUGAGGUCCAAGUAUUUGAAGGUAGCGCUGUGCAAUGUCCGACACUAUCCAACCCAUCAAACGGCGGCGUAAGCUACAGCUCCAGGAACUACGGAGAUGUGGCCACCUACUCAUGUAACACAGGAUACAGCCUGAAUGGCUUCUCUACACGGACCUGCCAGUCUUCAGGGUCCUGGAGUAACACCGCACCAACCUGCCAGGCUGUGCAAUGUCCGACACUAUCCAACCCAUCAAACGGCGGCGUAAGCUACAGCUCCAGGAACUACGGAGAUGUGGCCACCUACUCAUGUAACACAGGAUACAGCCUGAAUGGCUUCUCUACACGGACCUGUCAGUCUUCAGGGUCCUGGAGUAACACCGCACCAACCUGCGACGCUGUCCAAUGUUCGACACUAUCCAACCCAUCAAACGGCGGCGUAAGCUACAGCUCCAGGAACUACGGAGAUGUGGCCACCUACUCAUGUAACACAGGAUACAGCCUGAAUGGCUUCUCUACACGGACCUGCCAGUCUUCAGGGUCCUGGAGUAACACCGCACCAACCUGCCAGGCUGUGCAAUGUCCGACACUAUCCAACCCAUCAAACGGCGGCGUAAGCUACAGCUCCAGGAACUACGGAGAUGUGGCCACCUACUCAUGUAACACAGGAUACAGCCUGAAUGGCUUCUCUACACGGACCUGUCAGUCUUCAGGGUCCUGGAGUAACACCGCACCAACCUGCGACGCUGGGCAGUGCCCCGUGCCGACGUCCCCUCCAAACGGUGCCGUAAGUUACAGCUCCAGGUACGACGGAGAUGUAGCCACCUUUUCUUGCGACCCAGGAUACAACCUGGUUGGUUCUUCUACAAUUACCUGUCAAUCAAACCUGCUCUGGAGUGGAGGCCCACCAACUUGCUCAGAAAAUUGA
Messenger RNA from Branchiostoma belcheri (Belcher's lancelet), 1128 nucleotides. Its product is annotated as E-selectin-like. The transcript is spliced from 7 exons. The coding region runs from base 1 to 1128 and encodes 375 amino acids. The record is from RefSeq and is a predicted model, not a curated record. NCBI's taxonomy places the organism in Eukaryota, Metazoa, Chordata, Leptocardii, Amphioxiformes, Branchiostomatidae.